GAUAAGAGAACUGUUACCACUACCUGUGUUUAGAGGUGUUCCAGAAGCUGUUACAUAGACCAACAAUGAUUCUGUCUUUACUGAUAUUUACAUGCUUUUCUGGCAUCAUUUUUCGGCCAAUUAUGGCCUCAACAACAUCUGAACCAAUGACAACCACCACUGCGCAUGGUCACCAUCAUCAUCACACCCACGCACCUAAAACAACACAUGAACCAAACGAAUUGGAGUCUUUUACCUUUUAUUAUGACUACAGUACACAUGUCCUUGCUGUGAAAUCCUCAUUACAUAUCUGUUAUUUAUAUAAAACAUCAGCACAAGAACAAAUUGACGUUCAUACAUCACACGGACUGCACGUUUUGGAGAAAAACUUGAUCGAACUAAUUGACGCCGGGUCAGCCAUGCAGCCAAUAACCAAGGACGCCUUAACAGCAAUGGGAAGGUCACUGGCACAUUUCUGUAGUCACGUACAAGUAUACAUGCAACUGAACUAAGCUGCAAUAGCCAGGAUUAUGUGUAUUUGAUAAUCAAGGAAUAAAAUGUAAAAUCA
Saccostrea cuccullata (small rock oyster) is the source of this 547-nucleotide messenger RNA. RefSeq lists its product as uncharacterized. The transcript is spliced from 4 exons. NCBI's taxonomy places the organism in Eukaryota, Metazoa, Mollusca, Bivalvia, Ostreida, Ostreidae. Bases 66 to 491 code for a protein of 141 amino acids. The record is from RefSeq and is a predicted model, not a curated record.